Molecule: messenger RNA, 1652 nt
Organism: Spirodela intermedia
Lineage: Eukaryota; Viridiplantae; Streptophyta; Magnoliopsida; Alismatales; Araceae
Source: the annotation of a GenBank genome assembly
AUGAUUGAUGCUGCUAGUGGUGGGACAUUUAUGAAUAAAUUUGAUGAUGAAGCCCUAGAUUUAAUUGAAAUGUUGGCUGAAAAUAGUACUCAUCAUAUAGUAUUAAAUCAAAACGGAAGGCAAAUAAGGCCUAGAAGAGGUGGAAUGAUUGAAACAAAAGCUGUUGAAUCCGAAAUAUUUUUAGAAAAAAUUGAUAAAGUGAUGAAAGAUGUAAAAUUUUUGAUGGACAAGUCAUCAACAGCUCCUGCUCAAGCUUUUGAACAGUCCAUGCAUGGCCCAGAUAUGACUGCAUGUACCCUUUGUUCUAGUUAUGAACAUGUAGAAAUAGAGUGUCCUAGAAUGAAGGGUUGAUGGCAAUGAAUGAUAGAGUCAGGCCCCCUCAACUUAUUGCUAGACACUCAUGGCCAGAAAGGACAUCUCAACCUCCUGUAUACAGAACACAAUAUAACAAAUACAACAACUAAAAUUAUAAAAGAGGAAAUGAUAACACCUAUCAACCAUCAUUUCCCAAAUUUCUAACAGCAAGGUCCCUUCCAGCCAAUCCUACGUCCACAAAAUUUUCAGUCCACUCAACCAACUCAUCCUGCUCAAAACAAAGCCACCUUGGCUACUAAUGAAUUGUUGAAGCAGAUGUUGCAGGAGCAAAAGGAGCAAAUGCAAGAGCUGAGGAUAGAAAUGGAAAAAAUGAAGAUGAUGGUGGGAGGGUAGUCACAACAAGGCUACACCACACACGAUAGAUAAAAACAUAAAAUGAUUAAAGUAGGGUUAGGUGACCAUGAAGUAGGUCAAUUUCUUACUCAACCUAUUUUAAAUCCUCCAAAUUUAUAUUUUUCUACAAAUAAACAUUAUAUUCAUGAAGUAAAGAGUAAAGAACUUGAGUUAGAAACACUGCACAUUAUUUAAAGACUUAGGAAUGUAAAGAAUUUGCCUGAUCCAUAUGAACUAAGUGAAGAAAUAGAAGUUGAAAGAAAAAUCCAACAUAGAUAAAACUCAAGAAAAAGUAGAAGAGCUAGCAAAGGAUGAACCUAAUCCCGAGGGAUAUAAAUUGCUUGUUCCUUAAUGCUCUGAAAAUAUCAAAAAAAAACUCAACCAAUCUGAUUAUCAUUUGCUAGAACUGUUCAAACAAGUUAUAAUAAAUAUUCCAUUAGUUGAUGCCAUAGAACACAUACCAUACUAUGUUAAAUUUUUAAAAGGAUUAUGUACACCUAGUAGAAAACAAAAAUAGAUUUAAUUAUCUGAAAAUAUUAAUUCCAUAUUACUUAAUCACAUUCUUAAAAAGUGUAGGGAUCUAGGAGCACCCUUGAUUAAAUGCGAAAUAGGAGGUAUGAUUUCACCUGUUCAUUGUUUGAUUCAGGUGCAAGUGUCAAUAUUAUUUUCAAAAUUAUAUAUGAUAAAUUCAAAAUGGGUGAGUUACAACCUAUUUUCUUAGAACUGCAGCUAGCUGAUGGGUCAAGUAGAUAGUCAUAUAAACUAUUGGAAGAUGUCAUAGUUAAAAUUGCAAACUGUUAUUUACAGUAGAUUUUAUUAUUAUUUAUAUGAAGAUGACUGAAAAUAUCAAUCAUGCUCCUAUAAUCCUUGGUAGACCCUUCUUAGAAACAGUCAAAGCCAUAAUAGAUUGGGGAAAGAGGAUAGUAGAGUUAAAAUUUGGGUAA